UUCCAAAAAAGUGAUCGCAGACCCCUGCAGCGUCUCCUCCAUUCAUUGCAGUGACGAGCGGCGGCGCGUGCGGACCCCGGCGGCUGCAGACACGGCGGCGCGGCGGCCGGGGCGCGGCAAGCGGAGAGUUUCUGAGGCCCUAGGAGGGGGCAGUCCGUGCGCUGAGAGGGGGCAGGCUCCACGCUCCCGGGCGCUGCGAGGCGGCUCGGGGAGUCCGGUCCGGGCGCUGCGAUUGCCUGGCCCCUGAGGGAACAUGGCCACUAUGGAGAAGCUGAUGAAGGCCUUCGAGUCCCUCCGCUCCUUUCAGCAGCAGCAGGGUCCGGCUGCCAUUCCCGAGGAGCCGCUCCAGAGAGUAAAGAAAGAACUUACAACUUCCAAGAAAGAUCGAGUGAAUCACUGCCUGACAAUAUGUGAAAACAUAGUUGCUCAGUCGCUAAGGAAUUCUCCAGAAUUUCAGAAACUGCUUGGUAUUGCUAUGGAACUCUUUCUUCUCUGCAGUGAUGAUGCAGAGUCUGAUGUCAGGAUGGUUGCUGAUGAAUGUCUCAAUAAAGUUAUAAAAGCCUUGAUGGAUUCCAACCUUCCUAGGUUACAGUUAGAACUCUAUAAAGAGAUUAAAAAGAAUGGUGCUUCUCGAAGCCUCCGAGCUGCAGUUUGGAGGUUUGCUGAACUUGCUCAUCUGGUUCGACCUCAGAAAUGCAGGCCAUACUUAGUGAACUUACUGCCCUGUUUAACACGGAUAAGUAAACGACCUGAAGAAUCAGUACAAGAGACGCUGGCUGCAGCAAUACCAAAAAUCAUGGCAGCAUUUGGCAACUUUGCAAAUGACAACGAAAUCAAGGUUUUAUUGAAGGCUUUUAUUGCUAAUCUUAAAUCCAGUUCUCCUACUAUCCGUCGAACAGCAGCUGGAUCAGCAGUAAGCAUCUGUCAACACUCACGAAGAACACAAUAUUUUUAUACCUGGCUACUGAAUGUGCUUUUAGGUCUGUUAGUACCUGUGGAAGAUGAACAUCCUACUCUUUUAAUUCUUGGAGUACUGCUCACACUAAGGUAUCUAAUACCAUUACUGCAGCAGCAAGUGAAGGAUACCAGUCUGAAAGGCAGUUUUGGUGUAACAAGAAAAGAAACAGAGAUUUCACCUUCUCCAGAUCAGCUUAUACAGGUCUAUGAGCUGACUUUGCAUUACACUCAGCAUCAGGACCAUAACGUUGUGACUGGAGCUUUAGAACUAUUACAGCAACUUUUUAGAACGCCACCACCUGAUCUUCUUCAUGCCCUGACCACUUCAGGGGGCAUUACACAGGUCAGUGUAUCCAAAGAUGAGUCUAUCAGCAGAAGCCGCAGUGGAAGCAUAUUAGAGCUUAUAGCUAGAGGGGGGUCUUCAUGCAGCCCUGUUCUGUCAAGAAAACAAAAAGGCAAAGUACUUUUAGGAGAAGAAGAAGGCUUGGAGGAUGACCCUGAAACACGUUCGGAAGUCAACACUGCAACUUUUGCAGCCUCUAUGAAGAGUGAGAUAAACAGUGAAUUAGCUUCUUCAUCAGGAGUAUCAACAGCUGGAUCAAUAGUAAGUUCUGCAGCGGAUCCUACAGGACAUGACAUCAUCACUGAGCAGCCACGUUCACAACAUACUUUGCAAUCAGACUCUGUAGACCUGACCAGUUGUGAUUUGGCCAGCACAGCUACUGAAGGAGAAGAAGAUGACAUGCUUAGUCGGAGCUCCAGCCAAAUCAGCACUGUCCAGUCAGACCCCAUUAUGGACUUGAAUGAUGGCACGCAGGCAUCUUCACCUGUUAGUGAUAGCUCUCAGACUACCACAGAAGGUCCAGAUUCAGCUGUGACCCCUUCGGACAGUUCUGAAAUUGUUCUCGAAGGUACUGAAAGCCUGUAUUCUGGAAUGCAGAUUGGACAGCUGCAAGAUGAGGAAGAUGAAUCUGCAAAUGUUCUCCAUGAUGAAUCCUCAGAUCCUUUCAAAAAUUCUUCCCUUGCUCUUCAGCAACCCCACUUACUGAAAAACAUGGGCCAUAGCAGGCAGCCUUCUGACAGCAGUGUAGAUAGAUUCAUGGCAAAAGAAGAAGCAGUAGAAUCUGGAGAUCAUGAAAAUAAGCCUUCCAGAAUAAAAGGAGAUAUAGGUCACUACACAGAUGGAAAUUCUGCUCCUCUGGUUCACUGUGUUCGUCUCCUAUCUGCUUCUUUUCUGCUUACUGGGGAGAAAGGUGCUUUAGUUCCUGAUCGGGAUGUGAGGGUCAGUGUAAAAGCAUUGGCAGUAAGUUGUGUUGGAGCAGCUGUUGCCCUUCAUCCUGAAUCUUUCUUCAGCAAACUGUAUAAGGCACCUCUUGAAACCAUGGGAGAAGAGUAUGAAGAGCAGUAUGUAUCAGAUGUUUUGAACUAUAUUGAUCAUGGAGAUCCCCAGAUUAGAGGAGCAACUGCCAUUCUCUGUGGGACCAUUGUCUACUCCAUUCUCAAUAAAUCACGUUUUGAUGUGGAAAACUGGCUAGCAAACGUCAGAAGUUCAACAGGAAAUCUCUUUUCUCCAGUAGACUGUAUACCUCUCUUACAGAAAACUCUGAAAGAUGAAUCCUCAGUUACAUGCAAACUAGCUUGUGCAGCAGUGAGGCAUUGUAUCAUGAGCUUAUGCAGUAGCAGUUACAGUGAACUAGGUUUACAGUUAAUCAUUGACCUCCUUACUCUGAAGAAUAGUUCUUAUUGGCUUGUAAGGACAGAGCUUCUGGAAACUCUUGCUGAGAUAGAUUUCCGGUUAGUCAGGUUUUUGGAAGGAAAAGCAGACAACUUACACAGAGGAGUUCAUCAUUAUACUGGGCUGUUAAAACUUCAGGACAGAGUGCUUAACAGUGUUGUAAUCUACCUUCUUGGUGAUGAAGACCCCAGAGUGAGACAUAUAGCUGCAGCUGCUUUGAUGAGGCUUGUUCCCAAGUUGUUUUAUAAUUGUGACCAAGGACAGGCUGAUCCAGUAGUGGCAGUUGCAAGAGACCAAAGCAGUGUCUACUUGAAACUCCUAAUGCAUGAAACUCAGCCUCCAUCUCACUUUGCAGUGAGCACUAUCACCAGAAUCUACAGAGGUUACAACAUGGUGCAAAGUCCAGCGGAUGUCACUAUGGAAAACAACAUUUCUAGGGUUAUCUCAGCAGUUUCCCAUGCAUUAACAACAUCAACUACAAGAGCACUUACUUUUGGCUGCUGUGAAGCUUUGUGUCUUCUCUCUACAACAUUUCCCGUGUGCACAUGGACUGUAGGAUGGCACUGUGGGUAUGUUUCUUCAUCCAGUAUACAAGCUUCUAGAAUUCAUAUUUACAAAAACAGAGGACACUCAUUCAGUGUUUCCCAGCUGAAUCCUUCAGAAGAAUCUCAGAAGAGCUGUACUAUUGGAAUGGCUGGUAUGGUUUUAUCCCUUCUUUCAACUGCCUGGUUCCCACUGGAUCUUUCUGCACACCAAGAUGCUUUAAUUUUGAUUGGAAACUUGCUUGCAGCAAGUGCGCCCAAAUCCUUGAAAAACCCCUGGACUACUGAAGAUGAUGUGAAUCCAGGUGCUGCUAAACAGGAGGAGCCAUGGCCAGCUUUGGCUGACCGAACUCUUGUUACUUUGGUAGAACAACUCUUCUCUCACUUACUGAAGACAAUUAAUAUAUGUGCUCAUGUAGUGGAUGAUGUUGCUCCUGGCUCAGCAAUAAAGGCAGCAUUACCUUCUCUCUCAAACCCACCUUCUCUAAGUCCAAUUCGUCGGAAAGGAAAAGAAAGAGAACCUGUGGAACAAACAUCUGUACCAAUGAGCCCUAAAAAGGGAAGUGAAAUUAAUCCAGCUGCUAGGCAAACUGAUACUUCAGGUCCUGCUCCAACAAGCAAAUCAUCAUUACUGGGCAGUUUCUAUCAUCUUCCAUCGUAUCUCAAGUUAUAUGAUGUCUUGAAAGCUACCCAUGCGAACUAUAAGGUUACACUGGAUCUUCAGAACAACAAUGAAAAAUUUGGAGGUUUCCUGCGAUCAGCUCUGGAUGUCCUCUCUCAAAUUUUGGAACUUGCAACUCUUCAAGACAUUGGAAAGUGUGUUGAAGAGAUAUUGGGAUAUCUGAAAUCCUGUUUUAACAGAGAACCAAUGAUGGCAACAGUUUGUGUACAACAGAUGCUGAAAACUUUAUUCGGAACAAACUUGGCUUCUCAAUAUGAUGGCUUAUCUUCAAACCCCAGCAAAUCUCAAGGCAAAGUCCAGCGUUUAGGCUCUUCUAAUUUGAGGCCUGGUCUUUAUCAUUACUGCUUCAUGGCCCCUUAUACACACUUUACACAGGCACUUGCUGACGCGAGUCUAAGGAACAUGGUACAGGCAGAGCAGGAACAUGAUGCUUCAGGAUGGUUUGAUGUUCUGCAGAAAGUUUCUACGCAACUGAAAACUAGCCUUACAAGUGCAACAAAACAUCGUGCUGACAAGAAUGCUAUUCACAAUCACAUUCGCUUGUUUGAACCCCUUGUUAUAAAAGCUUUAAAGCAAUAUACAACAACAACAUCGGUACAACUACAGAGACAGGUUUUAGAUCUACUAGCACAGUUGGUUCAGCUACGUGUUAACUACUGUCUUCUAGAUUCUGACCAGGUGUUUAUUGGAUUUGUGCUAAAGCAGUUUGAAUACAUUGAAGUGGGACAGUUCAGGGAAUCCGAGGCAAUUAUCCCCAAUAUUUUUUUCUUCCUGGUAUUAUUGUCUUAUGAACGAUAUCACUCCAAACAGAUCAUUGGAAUUCCUAAGAUUAUUCAGCUGUGUGAUGGCAUCAUGGCCAGUGGAAGGAAAGCUGUUACACAUGCUAUACCAGCUCUGCAGCCCAUUGUCCAUGAUCUCUUUGUAUUACGAGGAACGAAUAAAGCUGAUGCUGGAAAAGAACUGGAAACACAAAAAGAAGUGGUGGUAUCAAUGCUAUUAAGACUUAUCCAGUAUCACCAGGUGCUGGAGAUGUUCAUCCUAGUACUGCAACAGUGUCACAAAGAGAAUGAAGACAAAUGGAAAAGAUUGUCCCGGCAGAUUGCAGAUGUAAUUCUCCCAAUGCUAUCAAAACAACAGAUGCAUAUCGAUUCCCACGAAGCUCUGGGAGUAUUGAACACUUUAUUUGAAAUUUUAGCUCCUUCUUCACUCCGUCCUGUGGAUAUGCUUUUAAGGAGUAUGUUUGUUAUUCCCAGUACAAUGGCAUCAGUGAGCACUGUUCAGUUAUGGAUAUCUGGGAUCCUAGCUAUCCUUAGAGUUCUGAUUUCACAGUCAACAGAGGAUAUAGUUUUAUCUCGUAUUCAGGAGCUUUCUCUCUCCCCUUACUUAAUGUCAUGUCAAACAAUUAACAGGCUAAGAGAUGGAGAGAAUAAUGUACCUGUACCUGAAGAACAAAUUGAGUUGAAACAAGCUAAAUAUCUGCCUGAAGAGACAUUUUCUAGGUUCUUAUUGCAAUUAGUGGGCAUUCUACUAGAAGACAUUACUACUAAACAGUUGAAAGUGGACAUGAAUGAACAGCAGCACACUUUCUAUUGCCAAGAGUUGGGCACACUGCUUAUGUGUUUAAUACAUAUCUUCAAAUCAGGGAUGUUCAGAAGAAUCACAGCUGCUGCCAGCAGGCUUUUUACAGGAGAUGGAUCUGAUGGUAGUUUUUAUACCCUUGAGAGUCUGAGUGGUCUCGUUCAGUUCAUGAUUCCCACACACCCUUCUUUAGUGCUUCUCUGGUGUCAAAUCCUACUUCUUGUCAAUUACACUAACUACAGCUGGUGGUCAGAGGUGCAUCAAACACCAAAGAGGCAUAGUCUUUCCAGUACUAAAUUGCUGAGUCCUCAGAUAUCUGGGAACAGUGAUGAAUUUGAUUCAGAAUCCAAAUUUGGCAUGUGCAAUCGAGAGAUAGUACGAAGAGGAGCACUCAUUCUUUUUUGUGACUAUGUUUGUCAAAAUCUACAUGAUUCAGAACACUUGACAUGGCUUAUAGUGAAUCAUGUUCAAGAUCUAAUUAAUCUGUCUCAUGAGCCUCCAGUACAAGACUUUAUUAGUGCUGUUCAUAGGAAUUCUGCAGCCAGUGGCCUUUUCAUCCAGGCUAUACAAUCUCGGUGUGAGAACCUUGCAACUCCAACAACACUAAAGAAGACCCUGCAGUGCUUAGAGGGUAUUCAUCUCAGCCAGUCUGGUGCUGUGUUAAUAUUGUAUGUGGACAAGCUUUUGUGUACCCCAUUCCGUGUGCUGGCUCGUAUGGUUGACACACUUGCCUGUCGUCGAGUAGAAAUGCUUUUGGCUGCAACUCUGCAGAACAGCGUUUCUCAGUUGCCAGUUGAAGAACUGGAUAGAAUUCAGGAAUAUCUUCAAAACCGUGGAUUAGCACCAAGACACCAAAGACUUUACUCGCUGUUGGACAGGUUUCGCCUUACAGUAGCACCAGAAACAACUAGCCCUUCGCCUUUGGUUACUACACACCCACUGGAUGGGGAAAACCAAUCAGCCUUAGAGAACAUAAUUCCAGACAAAGAUUGGUAUGUAUCACUAGUCAGAUCACAGUGCUGGGUCAGGUCUGACUCUGCACUGCUUGAAGGUACAGAGCUGGUGAAUAGGAUACCUCAGCCUGAAUUGAACUCCUUCAUGACCAAUAAGGAGUUUAAUUUAAGCUUGUUAGCUCCCUGUUUAAGCCUUGGCAUGAAUGAAAUCUCAGAAGACCAGAAGAGCAACCUCUUUGAAACUGCCCGUAGAGUAACUCUAGAUCACGUGUCUACCUUUGUCCAAGAACUUCCUGCCAUCCAUCAGGUUUUUCAGCCAUUGCAGCCAACUGAGACUUCAGCCUAUUGGAGCAAACUAAGCGAUAUUUUUGGAGACAGGAUGAUGUAUCAGACUUCGAUGAGACUCUGUCGUGCACUGGCUCAGUAUUUAUCGUUCCUCUCUAAAUUACCAGAAUCUCUCUGUAUUCCACCUGACAAAGAAAGUGACAUCCUCAAAUUUGUAGUAAUGUCAUUAGAGGCACUGUCAUGGCAUUUAAUACAUGAACAGAUUCCACUAAGUAUAGAUCUUCAAGCUGUUUUGGAAUGCUGCUGCCUAACAUUACAACAUCCUGGUCUCUGGAAUUUGCUGGCUUCUGCGGUGUAUGUGACACAGGCUUGUUCCCUAAUUAAUUGUGUCAGAUUUAUAAUAGAAGCAGUUGCGAUUGAACCUGGAAACCAGCUUCUUUGUCCAGAAAGGAAAAAGAAUACUUCAAAAGGGGUCAGUGAGGAUGAAGUUGAUUCAAAUUCUCAAAAAAUGAAAUGUAUUACAGCAGCUUGUGAAAUGGUGGCUGAGAUGGUGGAGUGCUUACAAACUGUCUUGGCUCUGGGACAUAAGAGGAACAACAGUAUCCCAGCAUUUCUCACUUCUUUGCUUAAGAACAUCAUCAUCAGCUUGGGUAGGCUGCCUCUAGUAAACAGCUAUACAAGAGUACCUCCUUUGGUCUGGAAACUAGGCUGGUCACCAAAACCUGCAGGUGAUUUUGGCGCAGCAUUUCCAGAAAUCCCUGUAGAAUUUCUUCAGGAAAAAGAAAUUUUUAAAGAGUUCAUCUAUCGCAUUAAUACACUGGGAUGGACUAGCCGUACCCAAUUUGAAGAGACCUGGGCCACUCUGCUUGGAGUGCUUGUAACUCAACCAAUUGUAAUGGACCAAGAAGAAAAUCAACAAGAGGAAGACACAGAGAGGACCCAAAUUAAUGUUCUUGCAGUACAAGCCAUAACCUCCUUGGUGCUGAGUGCAAUGACAAUACCAGUUGCAGGCAAUCCAGCUGUUAGUUGCUUGGAACAGCAGCCUCGUAAUAAAGCUUUAAAAGUUCUGGAUACAAGGUUUGGGAGGAAGUUAAGUGUUAUCAGAGGAAUUGUGGAACAAGAAAUCCAAGCAAUGAUAUCUAAGAGAGAUAAUAUUGCCACUCACCAUUUUUAUCAAGCGUGGGACCCUGUUCCUUCACUUUCUCCUGCUACCACAGGUGGUCUUAUCAGCCAUGAAAAACUUUUACUGCAGAUCAAUACUGAGCGAGAAAUGGGAAACAUGGGCUAUAAACUAGGACAGGUUUCUAUACACUCCGUGUGGCUAGGAAAUAACAUCACUCCAUUGAGAGAAGAGGAGUGGGAUGAAGAUGAAGAAGAUGAGAGUGAUAUGCCUGCUCCUUCUUCACCACCAACCUCUCCUAUUAACUCCAGGAAACACCGGGCUGGGGUUGAUAUACAUUCUUGCUCUCAGUUCUUGCUUGAGCUGUACAGUCAGUGGAUAUUGCCAUCAAAUCCUAGCAAGAGAACACCAGUCGUUCUGAUUAGUGAAGUGGUGCGAUCACUUCUGGCAGUGUCUGACUUGUUUACAGAAAGGAAUCAAUUUGAAAUGAUGUACACAACAUUGACAGAAUUGCGGAAGGUACAUCCAUCAGAAGAUGAGAUUCUCAUUCAGUAUUUGGUACCAGCCAUAUGCAAAGCAGCUGCUGUUCUUGGAAUGGAUAAAGCUGUAGCUGAGCCAGUAAGUCGUUUGUUGGAAUCAACACUACGCAGCACCCAUAUGCCAAGUCGGAUUGGAGCUCUGCAUGGAAUUCUCUAUGUGCUGGAAUGCGACUUGCUUGAUGAAACAGCAAAGCAACUCAUUCCAAUUAUCUGCGAGUAUUUGCUUUCCAAUCUGAGAGGGAUAGCACACUGUCUAAAUGUCCAUAACCAACAGCAUAUUUUAGUGAUGUGUGCUGCAGCAUUCUACUUGAUAGAGAAUUACCCACUCGAUGUAGGGCCUGAAUUCUCUGCAGGAAUUAUGCAGAUGUGUGGAGUAAUGGUGUCUGGAAGUGAUGAAUCAACUCCAUCCAUUAUCUAUCAUUGCGUCUUGAGAGGAUUAGAACGACUCCUUCUUUCAGAGCAACUUUCUAGGCUGGAUAGUGAAUCUUUAGUUAAACUAAGUGUUGACAGAGUGAACACACACAGUCCCCACAGAGCUAUGGCAGCCUUGGGAUUAAUGCUGACCUGCAUGUAUACAGGAAAAGAGAAAAUCAGUCCAAGUCGAGCAACAGAUACAAAUCCCACAGCUCCAGAUAGCGAGUCUGUUAUUGUGGCUAUGGAACGGGUAUCUGUUCUUUUUGAUAGGAUCCGGAAAGGAUUUCCUUUUGAAGCUAGAGUAGUGGCACGGAUCCUCCCUCAGUUCCUAGAUGACUUUUUCCCUCCACAAGAUGUAAUGAACAAAGUUAUUGGAGAAUUUCUAUCUAACCAGCAGCCAUACCCACAGUUCAUGGCCACAGUAGUUUAUAAGGUUUUUCAGACACUACAUACCACUGGACAGUCAUCAAUGGUCCGUGAUUGGGUGAUGCUAUCGCUCUCCAACUUCACACAGAGAACACCUAUUGCGAUGGCAAUGUGGAGUCUUUCCUGUUUUUUUGUCAGUGCUUCCACCACUCAGUGGGUUUCAGCGAUUCUUCCACAUAUUAUCAGCAGAAUGGGAAAAUCGGAGCAAGUGGACAUUAACCUCUUCUGUUUGGUGGCAAUAGACUUUUACAGGCACCAGAUAGAUGAGGAACUAGACCGAAGGGCCUUUCAGUCUGUGUUUGAGAUGGUAGCAUCACCAGGAAGUCCGUAUCAUCGCCUACUAACUUGCUUAAAAAAUGUUCACAAGAUCACAGCAUGUUAAACAUCAUAAUUAUGGUUAAUGAAACUCGGUGGCUUAAGUCUGGAAUCUGGUCUGAACAUUUAGAGAAAUAUGAAAGUGUAGAAAGCAGUUGGAAUUUGCAUCUGCAAUAAAUGUGCAUCUGUCAGUUUUAGAUUUCAUGUUCGUUUGCAUGGGGAAGUACUUUGCACCGCAGAAAGUCACAGAAAGUUGUAAUAGGAACAUUCUUGUUAGCCCGUGGGUAGCUGUGCUACUAGGAAGUAUGCACAUGUUUUAAGUAAUGUUUGGGACUAACCUGAGGCUGAAUUACUAACUGUGAAAUAUUUGAGCGAGUACUGUUUGCAGGAUAGCCAGUUAUUGCUUUUCUUCCUGAUGUUCAACUUAAAUCACCGUGUUGCAUCUGGUAUUGAAACUGACAAAUACUUUCAGUGCAAGUUUGCAGUCAUUACAAAUCUUUAUACUUUUGUGUGUGUGUGUAUAUGUGUAUAUAUAUAAAAACACACACAUACUGUGAGGUAGUAUAGAUCAGAAAUUGUUCCCUAAUGUCUCUCCCAAACAAGGAAAAGAGACUAGUUUUCAGGAAUAGCACUCCUAGCAUGUAAUUCUUCUAUCCCUGGACUUUCUAAUGUACUGUGGUAUAUGUGUUGGUGGCAUGGAACAUGUAGUGCACAUACAUAACCACACUUCUAUUUUUUUCUCAGGAUUUGAAAUUUGAGUACAAUAUAUCGGUAAAAGAAAUUUUAACUUAAAUAUUUCUAUAUCAUGUAAAGUAUGUAAAAUUGUAAAAUGUGUGGUGCAUGAGAUGUGCUGUAAUUUGAAAUGAACAAAAAGCCACUCUAAUGAAUGUCAUGACAUCUCUAUUGCCCUCAUUUUUUCAUUGUGUGCUCAAGUUCAUGCCUGUUUUUAAAAUCCAUCUUAGUGUACAGUUUACAUUUUAUGUUCUACAUUUCACGUUUCUGUAUGUUAACACUUUAAAACUUGGAAUAUAUUGACUAGUUUGUGUUGAAACUGUGUUAAGACAUUUUUGUGAUCCAUUUGACUGUAGCUUGUUUUGAGUUUCUUUAUUUUGAGAUGUAGAGGAGAAGGGAAUAGAUAUCCUGAAUCGGCCCUUUGCAUGGUAAGCUGUGUUUACCUGCUGCAGAGGUGGGGUUUUUUGUUGUUUUUGUUUUUAAGAAAAAAGGUAUGCAAGUCCCCAGUAACCAAUCUCUAUCUAGCUUUUUCAUUUAUACAGACAGAAAUCAUGGAGUCAUUUGGAUAUAAACCACACUCACUUUACUCUAAGCAAAUGUAUGUUGACAAUUAAGCAUCAAAAGUUUAAUAUGGUCUACUUUGGGGCUGGCUAAGGAGUUAAAUUACACAACCUCUUUUAUUAGUUAUCUACAAUAUAAUGUUACACCCAAACACAGCAUAAACGUUCACAAAUUCAAAAAUUCUCCAAUUCUACGCAGGGCUAGAUUCUGCUUUGACCUUACACCUCAUGCAAGCCAUUGAUAUUAGUUGGUUACACAUGGGGAAAUCUAGGGCAGUAUUUUUCUUACAACUAUCUGAUAUAAUUCUUUAAUAUAGAAAAGCAAUGCCUUGGUUCUGAGCUGCAUUGCUAUAUUUAACCUCAUUACAUUCUCAUUAACACCUGUUGGUAACACUCAGAAUAUCUCGAUAGUGUUAUCAAAAGGAGCAUAUACUGUAUGUAUUUGUGUAUAUAAUAUAUAUGUAAUUAUACACAUGUGACUACAUUAAUGUAUACAAAUGUGUAUAUUUGUAUUUAUUAAACCCGUGGAUUUAAACAAAUUCCAAUUGUUAGAACAAAAAUAGUUGCUUUUGCCCAUAAUUUGAUUACAAAGGAACUACCCAAUGAUGUCACUUCCUCUUCUGAUAGGUAUGAAACUGAUGGGAUGGGCACCAGAAAUAAUCGUAGACACUGCUGUAUGUAGCUGUUCAACAGCGUUUACUACCUAUAGUUAUUUCUGCCCUCUGACUUGGCAUAUUCUUUUUCCUUGGGCCACAGCUCUGUGGUAACUUUUUUUAAAAAAGUAAAGGUUUUAUUUAUACUGGAAAUCUUACAUUACUGGAAAGAGUUCACUUGUCAGGGCAGCGAGCUAUAAUGCCCUCAGAUUGCAAAUAAGUAUAGAUCACUAAUCCCUUUUGUAAUCCUCAAUGAUAAUUUUCUACUAUAAACUCCCAUGCUAGACAGGUUUUUGUAUAAUAUACUGUAAGUGAAGAUAUUUUUGUAAGCUAUUUUCCAAAAUUUAAAAUAGAUUUUAAUAUAUUUUUGAAGCAUCUGGUAGUCACAUCUUCACCAUAGAUCACUAUACUUUCUGUAUCACAAACAGAUAAAUCUUUCUUACUUUAAACUUCAUAAAUAACGAAUGCAUGGUUGGUCAGUAUGCCUCCAUGAAAUGCAGGCUGGCCAUUCCAGCUUCUGAAAUUUUCCAAACAAAUCAACAGGAACUUGCCAUAGAAACUUUCCAACCAGUAAAAAGAGUUUAUUAAGUAAAGGAGUCAGCAUGUGACAGAUUCCCUUUUCUCAGUACUGUUGUUGACAUUUGAUAGGAUUAUCAGGUUUCCCACUUCUAACUGCUACCCAAAAGUGAUGUAGCCAUUUUCUACUUCAGAUAAAUUCAAGGAUAAUCAAAGUAGAUGUAGGUCUUGGUCUUAUCUCCAUGAAGAUUUGUCAUAGCAAACCUAAACAUGUUUUCUAUGUGUUUUUAGAUCUUCACUGUUUCUAGAUUUUUCUCUCUCAGAAUAAUUAACUCAAUACAAACUCACCUCCAUUUUCAGAUGUAUGAUUGUCGUGAAGGGGACAGGACUUGUUAUUCUCCAUAGUUUGUAAUUACAUGUUGAUAAGGCUAAAAAUUGACAUUUUUCAUCUGUUGUAUACAUACAUUUUGUCCUUUUUUCUUUUGGAGUGAAAAUUAUUAUUUUUGUAUUUGUAAUAAUCAAAACUAAUCUACAUAAUUCUGGUAACACCCUUCAAAGGUUACAUUGUGUUUUAUUACAUAAUUUCUGCUUCUGGCAGCAGAACAAAAUAACACAUGGUCAUGUUUUAUGUCUAUUUAAAAAAAAUAGGUUAGUUUUUUUAUUACCAUCUAUAAGAAUUGUUCCUUCAGGGCAACAUUUUUUUUUAUAUAUUUGACCAAGAUUGACUUGUAUCCCUUUCUAUUAUGCGAUACCAGUGACAUAAAACAGAUCCAUGCUUGACAUCAAAUUGAUUUCAGAAAUGUUUUCAUUUAAACCCGAGAGAAAUAUUGUUAGAGAUAUAUCUGGUGUCCCAAAUAACUAAAAUAAGCAAUAUUUAUCCUAUUCUAAAGCACAGAAUGCAAAUUGAUAAAUUUUUCUUUAGAGGGUCUUGAAAUAGUUUAUAGUAUAGCUGAGAAGAAAAUAUAUCUGUGAACAAGCAAAUUAAGUUAUUGAAAUCUGUGAGGUUUGACCAAUAUAACCUGCUUUUUUUUUAUAAAGUGCCUCUUUUGAGACUCUUGUUCUUGCCUCUGAAUUUUUAAAAUGUAUCAGGCAAAUAUCACUUAACCAGUAAAAUUCCUUCUUUUCAGUGAAGUUUCUUAUUUUCUUCUCUUGCUGUGAGUGAAACAGAGGAGAAAUUUGAAAUACUGUUUGCUUGAUACUAAAACAAGUUCUAUUAAUGCAGAUAGUUUCUAUUUGCAAUUUAAGAUGCUGUCAGUUGAGGUGGUAUUAAUGAUUCUUCUCUUUAGCCCUUUCUGCCCACUUUGGGGAUGUCCCCCUCAAAGAAAUGAAUCCAAGCAGCCAGUACUCAUGCAUUCUACUUCCAUUUGGGUAAAAUCCCUUCUCAGCAUGAAAGGAUAGCAUCUUAGAUUCACUAAUUGACAUGAAUGCUGUGAAUACCAAAUGAGCAGCUUUCAGUUAGACUUGAAAAUAAAUUAGUCAACCUUCAGGUUAAAAGUGAAUUCCAAGCUAAUAUUUUUGUAAUUCUAUUUUAGGGCCAUUUCAUCAUGUCACUUUGUACAGCAAGUAGAAAGGUUGUGCCAAAAUACUGCCAAGGCAAUUCUCCAAGAGAAGCAAACUUAAGUUGUCUUACGGUAUUGAAGAGCUGUCGUGACUUAACACUAUCCAUGCAUCAUGCCUCCUGAAUUCAAGAAAAAUUCAGGUGUAAUGAGCAAUAAAUAUAGCAAUAAGCAGUGUAAGAGAGUGUUAGUUAUUCAGGAUUUUACCCCAGGGUUCUUUGUGUGGUCAAACUGAGUUAGUGCUUUAAAUAAGUUUGUUUUUUUUAUAAAGUCCCCAAGAGUAUUAUGCAUUAAAACCAGGAACCAACUGAGGAUAACAAGGGCCACAUAAUGACACUAUUAUGUUACAGUAACAAGAAGGCAAUUUUAAAGGUUAUAAAAACAGCAAAAAAAGUAUUUAGAUAAUUCUCUAGUUAGGUAACUCCCUGGUAGAACUGGAGAAUCAGGGAUGCCUACCUAUGGUUAGGAUAAACAUUGCACCAAAGAAUUUGGAAAGGGUGCCAAAGUCCAAUGUGCUAAUUUACCUAUUUUGAGAAUUCAGGUGGAAAUUUUUGUGCCUGUUACCUUACAGUAUCCAUUAAACGUUUUCAAAAACACCACUAACGUUCCUACCCUGGAGAGCUUCUAUGGUGUGUCAAGUAUUAAAGUUAGGUGGACAUAAAUGCCGUGGAAACAGUUUAGGGAUGCAUGUACUGCUUUGUCACAUGCGUGUUGUGUGUGGGCUUGUCAUUCACAUCAGUCUUUGUCUACACAUAACGUCAAAUUAGACCAGCCUGGCAAAGGAGGGACAAAGUAAUCGGCAUACCACACAAGUCCUGUGAUGAUUUGAGGGCUAUGAUGGGCAAGGCUUGGAGCCCCAGCAUCAACAGUAGCUGUAUGCAGAACACAAGGAAGGAAUAUAAUUUUAGAUGUAUGUUUAAAUUUAAAGACACUUGCAGAAAAUAUUGCACAUUUAAAAUUAGAGAAAAUAAACUAUAAAUUAUAAAUUGCUGUAUGUGGCUUGUUUAUUUAAAAAUAAGUUUUGAAAUACACUUUAAAAGGCUGCAAUAAAAGUGUGUGUGUGUGUGUGUGUGUUCUCUACGCUGAUCCAAGUAUAGGGAAUGUUGAAAAAACAUGAAAACAUUAGAGCUUAUACACCUUCAUGUAAACUUUAGUACUAGUUAUAAGUUAAACAAGAUAAACUUUAAAAACAACAACUAGUCUGGUAGCACUUUAUAGACUAACAAAACAUGUGAUAGUAUCAUGAGCUUUUGUGGGCACAGCCCACUUCUCCAGAUGACCAGAGUGUUGGAUGUCCAGAACUAAAAUAAAUAGGGGAGGAGGGGGGAGAGAAAAAAAUGGGAGGGGGGAAACAAGAAGAGGCAAUGGGUAUAAAAAUAUCAAAGGGAAAGUUGAGCUGGAAUGUAACAGGAAAAAACAAAUAGUAUAUAAGCACUUAAAGACUGGAUAGUCAAAAGAGGCAGAUAAGAACCAUUAAUCAGGUUAAACAAGGAUGAUCACACUGAAGAUUUUUUUUACUACUUUUGAAAGACACACUUUGCAGAACU
Messenger RNA from Pelodiscus sinensis (Chinese soft-shelled turtle), 15110 nucleotides. RefSeq names its product huntingtin (gene HTT). The record is from RefSeq and is a predicted model, not a curated record. Gene Ontology annotation, cellular component: nucleus; cytoplasm. NCBI's taxonomy places the organism in Eukaryota, Metazoa, Chordata, Testudines, Trionychidae.